Molecule: messenger RNA, 591 nt
Organism: Acanthosepion pharaonis
Lineage: Eukaryota; Metazoa; Mollusca; Cephalopoda; Sepiida; Sepiidae
Source: the annotation of a GenBank genome assembly
AUGUAUAUAUCUAUUUAUACAUAUAUAUUUUUCUUUCUUUUUAUCUAUCUUUUCUUAUCUAUCUAUACAAAUAUAUAUUUCUUUCUUUUCAUCUAUUUCUUUAUCUUUUUAUCUAUAUAUUUUUUCUUUCUUUUUAUCUAUCUUUCUUUCUUUUCUCAUCUAUCUAUCUAUCUAUCUAUCUAUCUAUCUAUCUAUCUAUCUAUCUAUCUAUCUUUCUUUGUUUCUGUUCUCAUCUAUCUAUAUAUCUAUCUAUCUAUCUAUCUAUCUAUCUAUCUAUCACAACGAAAGUGUGUUCAUUCUCUCAUUCUAUCUAUCCUAUCCGUUCUCAUCUCUAUCCAUCUAUCUAUGUUUCUUUUCUCAUCUAUCUAUCUAUCCAUCUAUCUAUCUAUCUAUCUAUCUAUCUAUCUAUCUAUCUAUCUCAUCCCUUUCAUUUCAUCUAUCUAUUCAUCUAUCUAUCUAUCUAUCUAUCUCAUCCCUUUCUGCAUAUCUAUCUAUCUAUCUAUCUAUCUAUAUAUAUCUAUCUAUGUAUCUAUCUAUCUAUCUAUAUAUAUAUAUAUAUAUAUAUAUAUAUAUAUAUAUAUAUAUAGUUAA